Messenger RNA from Fusarium pseudograminearum CS3096, 765 nucleotides. RefSeq lists its product as uncharacterized. The coding region runs from base 1 to 765 and encodes 254 amino acids. Gene Ontology annotation, biological process: positive regulation of DNA repair; regulation of pentose-phosphate shunt; fructose 2,6-bisphosphate metabolic process. The transcript has a single exon. Gene Ontology annotation, molecular function: fructose-2,6-bisphosphate 2-phosphatase activity. Gene Ontology annotation, cellular component: cytosol. The record is from RefSeq and is a predicted model, not a curated record. Lineage: Eukaryota; Fungi; Ascomycota; Sordariomycetes; Hypocreales; Nectriaceae.
AUGCGUCUCUUCCUCAUUCGCCAUGGAGAGACAGUCGACAACGUCGCAAACCUCUAUGCCGGCUCGCGCGAUUCUGCCUUGACUGUCCACGGCGUCAUGCAAGCUCAAAAGCUAGCAUCUCACCUUGCUGAGCACGUCACCAUUGAUCGCAUCUUCUCUUCAAACCUCGGCCGCGCGGUUCAUACUGCACAGGCUAUCCUCGAUGCGCAGAAAUGCGCAAAGGAUCUGAAAUUGGUCCAGGUGCCGGAGCUGAGGGAGAAGGACUUUGGUACGGGUGAGGGCGCCAAGUUUGGGUCCGCGACCAAGCAUGAGGGUUCCGAGACGCCGCAAGCGAUGAGAAAGAGGAUUGAUGUUUUCUUGGACGAGCAUUUGCCUCGACUGCACGAAGACUCGACCGUCUGCAUCGUUGCUCACGGUAUCAUCCUCGGGACAUUUUACAAAGCCCUCCGCGACAGGAUUCCAUCCACGUCUACAGCACCCGAUGCCGCACCAGAAGGCCGAGCAGAAUCUGCUUUUGCUCGACCCACCUGGAGCAACACCGGGUAUGUGGAGGCACUCGUCACGACCGACGCAUCUACCACAGAUAAAAAUGUGCAAAUGCGCGUCGUGAAAGUCAACAGCGUCGAGCACCUCAAAGGUCUGACAAAGACCCGAGGAGGAAUUGGCAGCGCCAAGUUCGACGCCAAACAAAAGACGAUGGACUCUUUCUUCAAGCCUGUGUCGCGAAAGCGCAAACUGGAAGAUGAGGACAUCGUCUCACGAUAA